This is a messenger RNA of Sordaria macrospora k-hell, 1011 nucleotides long. The record is from RefSeq and is a predicted model, not a curated record. Lineage: Eukaryota; Fungi; Ascomycota; Sordariomycetes; Sordariales; Sordariaceae.
AUGGCCUACAUUGACAAUAUCAUUGUGUUCUCUGAAAACGAAGAAACACAUCAGAAACACGUCCACAAGGUGUUGGCUGCCCUCGAAAAGGCAGGACUAUCCGUCAACCCAAAGAAGAGCGAGUUCCACAAGGAACAAGUAGACUUCCUGGGCUAUCGCAUCUCUCCGGGUGUACGAGGAUUCCUGGGAUUCGUCAACUUCUACCGACGCUUCAUUGAGGGAUUUGGAGGCAUCGCUAAACCAUUAAAUGACCUGACCAAGAAAGACAUUGCCUUCAACUGGACUAAAGAAUGCGAUGACGCCUUCAAUAAGCUCAAGCAAAUGAUACUGGACGACCCAAUCCUCAUGCUACCAGACCCUGAUAAAGAAUUCGAGGUCGAAACCGACGCUUCCGACUGGGCUAUGGGUGGACAAUUAGGACAACGAGAUGAUCAGAAUUUUAAGGUCUACUCCGAUCACAAGAACUUGACAUACUUCACUUCGACAAAGGAACUCAACCAGCGACAGACCCGAUGGUCAGAAUUUCUGUCACAAUUCAAUUUCAACAUUCAUUAUAGAAAAGGAUCCGAGAACGCCAGGGCAGAUGCGCUAAGCAGGAGGGAAGAUCUGAAGACCAAAGAAGCCACCCUAUCAGCAGCUCUGUUCAAGGCCAACAACGAUGGUUCCUUGCGACACGAACCCAUCGUACAGGAUCAUGACAAUGAAUUUGACGAGGACCUAAAGGUCUAUGCUAUCGCAAGAAGGGAACCCGACGACUGGAUUGAGAGGAUCAUCAACGCACAGCACGAAGUUGAUGAUGAAGAGAUCAAACGACACUUGUCAACUUCAGUCGAACCAUGGAUGCAUAACGGCAAGCUAUGGGUACCCUCAGCACUGCAGAAGGAACUAGUGAAAGACAUCCACGAGUCGCCAGAUGAGGGAGGACACGCUGGCAUCACACGCACCAUCGCCAGGGUCCAAGAAACGUUCGGAUUCGCCAAAAUAAAGGAUGUCGUGACCGAAGCAUCCUAG